Messenger RNA from Gaeumannomyces tritici R3-111a-1, 666 nucleotides. RefSeq lists its product as hypothetical. NCBI's taxonomy places the organism in Eukaryota, Fungi, Ascomycota, Sordariomycetes, Magnaporthales, Magnaporthaceae. Bases 1 to 666 code for a protein of 221 amino acids. The transcript has 4 exons. The record is from RefSeq and is a predicted model, not a curated record.
AUGGGCAACACCCAUGAACCUACCCUCCUUGCAUCUGGAUUGGUUGAGAAGAACACUCGCGAUCCUCAUAUGGGACAAAAAUCCCCUGGAAAGAAACUCAUUGUUGACGUCUUUGGUGAUGAAAGCCAAGGGUCGCUGCUCCUGCCGGGUAACUUCAUCGGCAGUGGCCAGGGCAUGGCAAGCGGGCAAAAAGAUACUGUAGCCGCCGUAAUCGAAGUUGAUGACGCGUGCUUCGCUCUGCUCAAAAAGGUCGGUCUCAAGUCACUUGGGUCGUGCAUCGUUGUUGGCCCAGGGCUCUUCACCACUCCCAAAAAGGCCGUGGAGGAUGACAAUGCUGCAUCAUGCCAACGUCAGUCUUUGUUGCUUCUUCUCGGGACUGCGCUCCCUAGCAAGGGUCAGAACACUUACUCCAUGGCGGCAACCCCUUCCGUGAAUUCUUCAUACCCACUGGACGCUGGCAUUAUGAGUUUUAGGUGCCGAAGCUGGUGCACAGCCAAACGAGAGUUGGCUGUGAUGGUCGGGGAGCGGUCAUCAGAGAGCAGACAAGGUGGAAAGAGCAUGUCUACCCCGCCGAUGCGUGCCAGACGGAAACAAAUGGGCGAAGGCGCCCAGGGCAUAACUGGACUCGGAUCUGCAUUCCAUGGCAGGUACAUUGCGGAUACCUAG